UGGUGGUUUGGGGCCUCCCUCACCCCUCAAGAAAAGGGUUUCCUGAUGUUCCAAGUUAUUGAGGCAGAUAAGUUUUCGCAGAACACUCAGGGAACACUCAGCAUCACAGGGCAAAGGCCAUCCAGAAAUGAUAGGAGACGGAUACUUUGGAGGACCCCGACCCCUGACCCUUUGCACUGUCCUUGCGCUGUUUGGGGCUCUGGUGAAAUCCAAAGUCACUGAGGAAGACCUUCUCCUGUUAUCGGAGGACCAGGGGGUCCCUCAUUGCUUUUCCAGAAACUUAAAAACAGUCACAUGUUACUGUGACUCCGAGGAGCUACUGGCUGGAGAUGACGCUGGAGACCGUCAUGUAACCUAUGGUUUUUAUUACUCCUAUGAGCAGGAGCCGGAAGAGGAAUGUGACAUCACUAUACAAACUAUACAAAAUGGCAGCCGAGUACUCUAUGUCUGCGAGCACGACGACGUCCGCUUGUUCAUUGACCUUCAUGUGUUAGUGAAGGACAAGAGUAAAAAUCUGACCCUCAGUAAACGCUCAUUUGAAGUUGGACUCAUAGCAAUAUUACAAAAUCCAAGUGAUGUCACGGUUUUAUGGGAAGUAAAUUCUGAACGGUUCCAUGUCAUCUGGAAACCUCCGGAAUAUGAUAUGCCAUUUCUUCUGCAAUACCAAGGGCAGUAUUGGUCGGAGGACGCAACAGAGAAAAAAAUAAUGACUGUAUUGGACCAAGAAGUCCAGCUUCCUCAGCUCAUACCUGGCCGGCGCUACCAUCUUCAGGUGCGAACGUCUUGGAAUGGUGAUGGACCCUCAGUCUGGGGCCCUUGGUCAGAGGUCGUGACCUUUUACAGCCCACUGUCUGCAGAUAUCAUUGGGCUAAUGUGCUUUACCUCUGACCUGUCUCAAGUUUGCUGCAAGUGGGAUAGAAAGUCUGCUAAUGCGCAGUGGUCCUACAGAUAUCAGCAAGAGAGCAGUGCGGCCUGGCAGCCAGGGGAGGAGGAUGUUAAUGUAACAGGCUGCAACUUUGUGUUCCUGCCACAAGAAGACCUACCAAUAUCUGUGGAAUUGAAUGUAACAUAUGUGAAUGGAAAUUGGACGGUGUACUAUACAAAACUAUUCUUGGUUAACCACAUAGUGAUUCCUCCUGUACCCAAGCUACAUGUCCAGGAGCUUCCUGGCAACAAACUGGCUCUUAACUGGUCGAAUCCCCUGCCGGGCCUUGAAAAUCAUCUGAUUUACCAGAUCCGCUUCUCGGAGGACAGUGAAAAAACGUGGACGACUGUGCAGGUCCCGGCAGAUGUUCACCACAAGCUGCUGUCUUUGGUUGCUGGCACAAGCUACAUUUUGCAAAUUAGAGCGAGCCCAAGUCCAAACUCAAAGAAAAUCAAGGGAUUCUGGAGCAAUUGGUCCCCUCGCGUCUUCUCCAAGAGUCCACCCAGCACUGGUUGGAUUAUACCGGUAAUCAUAUUGUGUUUGGUGAUAAUCCUGUCAGCGGGGCUUGUUGUAUGUUAUCUUUUUCCCUCUCCUUAUAGAAAACUGAAGGAUAAAUUGUGGCCUUCCGUGCCCAAUCUGCACCGCGUGCUGGACUCAUUCCUGGCUGAGAUACAGAAACAAUACCAGCCCAGUGCUACGCUAUACGAGAAACCUCUGGAAGAAGCUCCACAAUCCUCCUGUCUGGAAAUACUUUGUGAAGUGACACUUACCGGUGAAGUACCACCAACAUCUCGAGAUUACGUUCAGCUGUCACCUCCCAGCUACGAAAAUGAAGAUUAUUGGCCAAAGAUAGAUCUCCUGGAGCUCAGCCUGGAAUACAGCCCUUAUAACCAGCCGCCCAAUUGUGUCACCAAUCAGACUUACUUGCCCACCAGCUGGAGCUUGUAGUACCCUGGGAUUUUACUUAAAAAGGAAAAUAAAAAGAGAACGGUGUAAAUACUGUAACCUAAAUGAAAGUGAUACAGGGAAACAGAGCAGCCAUCAGGGGGGGACUGAGGGGACUAGUGUUCCGGGCCCUUACAGAGAGGGGGGCCCACCCCUGGUUCCUACCACCAAUACCUGUAGAGCUGCACCAGUCUGUGAAUCAGCAGCAGUCUGAUGCACAGGGAGGACUUUUUAAAAGAAGCCUUCCCUGCACAUCAGAUCUCUGUGAACCGUUCCUGUAGGUCCGCAACACUCCACCUAUAUGUUACUUCACAAUAGGGGUGGAGCAGUGCGGCAGAAUCUUUAUUUUGGGAGGAAGGGUCCUGUUUAUUUUGUCAGUCCCAGGCACCACAAUUUCUAAUCUCAUCCCUGCAGGGAAACUUUUAUAAUCCAUGUCACACUGGAUACAAAAAAAUGGCAAUGUUAAUAUGUAUUUUAUGUAAACCUGUUGUCGAUAUGAAUAUACAUUAUGAUUUUGUAACCAAGUCAGGCUACACCCAACAGGGCAUGAUAUGUGGAUCUCCUGGACAGGUAGGUUAAUCACCGGUUACUCUAAUUUGAUACCAAACUCUGCAUUAAUUUUCUCUGACACAUUGUGGAGCAAAGGAGUAAAAAGGUUCCAGGAAUUGCACGUGUCCCUACGGAACUAAAGAAGCUGGAAUUUUUUAUACCAGUGAUUUGCUGCCAAUUGUAGGAGAUACUGUAUUGUUCCGUUACAUUGCUCUGCAAUUUGUAAAAUAUUCUAUGUAUUAUAAAGUUUUUAACCUUUUAUAUAAGUAUUGUAUAUGUAUGACUGUAUGUACUAGGAAUACAUCAGGAAAGUGUGAUCUGUUCAGGAUACCGGUGUUCAGCAUCCCCCACAGUCAGAAUGCUGACGCCGGAAUCCUGACACUGCUCAGAAUGCCGACACCAGCAUCACAACAUGGAUCGAAAUGCCGGCACUGGGAUCCUGAAAGACGGAAUCCUGAUCGAGCUCUGCCAUGACUCCUGGUUGAUAAUCUGUGGUGGGUGGAUGUUAGGUUUAGGCAGCUGGGGGGUGGGUUAAGGUUAGGCUGCGGGGAAGGGAGAGUAAGAGUUA
Pseudophryne corroboree (corroboree frog) is the source of this 2987-nucleotide messenger RNA. It is a transcript of the gene MPL, whose product is annotated as MPL proto-oncogene, thrombopoietin receptor. Gene Ontology annotation, biological process: cytokine-mediated signaling pathway. Bases 128 to 1873 code for a protein of 581 amino acids. Gene Ontology annotation, cellular component: external side of plasma membrane. The transcript is spliced from 12 exons. Gene Ontology annotation, molecular function: cytokine receptor activity; protein binding. NCBI's taxonomy places the organism in Eukaryota, Metazoa, Chordata, Amphibia, Anura, Myobatrachidae. The record is from RefSeq and is a predicted model, not a curated record.